Molecule: messenger RNA, 2097 nt
Organism: Myodes glareolus (Bank vole)
Lineage: Eukaryota; Metazoa; Chordata; Mammalia; Rodentia; Cricetidae
Gene: Garin2
Product: golgi associated RAB2 interactor family member 2
Cellular component (GO): nucleus
Source: RefSeq, a predicted model, not a curated record
UGCUUAGCUGCCUGCUCAGUACACAGAAACACCUGCUAAAGAAAUGUGAAGAGAGCAGACACGUGCUACUUGGAAACAAUUCGCCUGUUCAACACCCAGGAGAUUCCGGUGACCCUUUACAGACUUGCUUCUACCUUCAUCAUGAAAAGGAGGAAACUCAAACUGAAGUGAGUUACAAACAUCAUUUCCAACACAGGAUUGUGACUCGGCCCUGAGCAUGAUGGAGAAGAACAAGCAGUCAGAGGAUGACCAAGAUCCUGCCUGGAUCCCACAGUCUUUCCGUCUAGGGCGUCUUAAGAAUGCGUUGGACGGAGGGGAGUAUGCCCCUUUUAUAACCCCUCCCAUAUUGGAGAGUAAUUUUAUUCAGGUCAAUAGGAGAGGUGAAUCGAUUUAUCUGCAUAACCGAGCAAACUGGGUGACCAUCGGCAUCUGUUCUUCCAAUCCCAUCCUCAAGACCCCCAAUGUGAUGCUGUUGGCACAUCUGACACCAGAGGCUAGAAAAGAGUCAGAACCGCUCUUUAAACGCCUCCUGUCAUCUUCCUCCACAGAGAAGCUGGUGCUCACCAGGUUUCUCCCUUUGCAGUUUGUGACUCUUUCUGUGCACAGUGCUAAGAACAUGCGACUCAAAGUCAAGCUGAUAAGCGGCCGAGCCUACUAUUUACAGCUCUGUGCUCCUGUAUAUAAACAGGAUAUCGUAUUUUCCCAGUGGGUGGACCUCAUCACCCUCUUGAACCAGGAGAAAGCCAGAACUUCCAAAGUAUCCGAGGUUUCCAGCCUCUCGGAAAUCACAAACAGCACAGACAUCACAGGCUCGAUGGACAUCAUGGACAUCACGGCUUUUGCAGAGCUGCAGGCUGUGCACUCGCACACCCGCAUCUACUCCGCUGCCGUCACUGAGAGUGCAGACUUCUCAGAAUUUACAGAUGUUACCGAUAUCACUGAUGUCACUGAUGUCACCGAUGUCCCAGAAACUGGGGCCACAGACGUUCCAGAUGUAAAAAUCGUCACAGAGGUCACAGAAGUCAUAGAAGACAAAGAGGCCGCAAAAGGCUCAGGUGUCACAGUAGUAUUUGAAAACGACGACAUAAGAAAGGCCAAGGAAGAGGAAAAGGAAAAUGUCCUGAGGCAUGGGUGUCUACGAGACAUGAAAAGUAAGAACGAGUUCAGAGACGCCCCCAAACAUGUCACCAUCUCAGACCUAACACUCACUUUCCAAGGCGAAAGGUGUUUCCAGACUACUUUGACUCCUAUAAAAAGCGAGGAAGAUAUAUCCAUAGAAACAGGUGAUAAAGCCUUGGAAGAAAAGAUGACUGAUCUUCCAAAUGCAAGUCUCAAGGCUACAGAAUCCAGCACAAAGUCUCCAUAUGUAGCUCAGGUUGGUCCGGGACUUACUACAGAAAAGGCUACUGGUAAGCCUGAUAUGCUAGAGGAAAAAGGAAAUAAAAUAAACAAUAAACAGGAGAAAGAUGUAAUAAAGAAAAAAGAGAGAAACCGAGACCAUCGGACAGACACAGAGAAGAAGACAGGAAUACAAGCUGCAGUACAGAAUCAGGGCCAGUUGGUGUGGACAGAGUAUCCACUCUAUGUCGGUGUGUGCUUAAAAGAAAACCCAAGGAUGUCUUCCUUCAAUGAUAAAAAUGGAUCCAUCCAAUUGAGCAGGACCACAAGAACUGACUCAGACACUACAGGGGAAAUGCACGUAAGCCGAGUAACACAGAAAAAGUUACAAUCAAUGGGAAAGCCUGAUGAAUGACCAACCUAAAGGUGAGUUUUCAAUAUGACAAGACUCCGUAGAUUUAAAUGGUAGACAUUUUAAUAAGUUGACUCUUGACAUGAAUCUCAUUAUUUCUAUUGAAGUAACGAAAGAGGUGAAGUUGCCAAUAAAGAGGUAGAGUAGAAUGUGAAGGAGGUUUGCUGUGGCUUCUUCUCUAGACUCUAGGCUAGGUGGCAACACCAGCAGGAGGCAGAACAGAGAGAGCUAUAUACCGCUGCUUCUCCAUGGGAAUUAUUUCUCUCCUGAUGCUAUACCAGUCCCAGGGACUGAACUCGGGUCAUCAAGCUUGCUAGCAGGCACCUUUACCUGAGCCAUCUUGUCUG